Staurois parvus is the source of this 334-nucleotide messenger RNA. The record is from the annotation of a GenBank genome assembly. NCBI's taxonomy places the organism in Eukaryota, Metazoa, Chordata, Amphibia, Anura, Ranidae.
AAACCACAGUGUGGCGGUGGAGGCAGCAGCAAUGGGAGGCCAUACAGCAACCUAUGACAAAAUGGAAACCAGCAGGAGUGUGAGGAGACCUGAAAGUGGCACAUGGCAGAGUGGGAGCAAUGGGAGGUGGUACAGGGACCCAGCAGCAAUGGGAGGCCGUACAGGGACCCAUGAGAGACUCUGGACUUGGCAGCAGCAUGAGGAGGCGGUAUAUAGGGGCCCAUGGCAGAUUAGGGGCCUGGCAGCAGCUAUGGGAGGCCCGUAAUCUGCCAGCACCCUAUGUCAAAAAAUUCAACACAACAGCAGUGUGUGAGGAGACCUGAAAGUGGCACAU